CGUUGUGCACGACGGACGCAGCGGUGUACUGUUGGUGUGCACGUGGGUGUGGGGAGAAAAGUGUUGUGACAGGCCGUGCACACGUCGAAGGGUCCGUGCACACAGUGUUUUGAGUGUCACCAAGAGGCGGAGUUAGCGGCAGGCUCUGAGCGACCAGGUGGCGAGUGCACAGCGCUAGAGUCAGUCCCUCGCUCCGCGCCACCUGGCCAACUCCACCUUCGCCUCGAGUACAAGUCUCUCUCUCUACUCCACCUUCCGCCACUUCGGUGUGUUUUGAUCCAAGGAUAAUCGCGCGCUCGAGUCGGAGAGCUUACAGUGGUGUGACCCCCAAGGGAGCCUGUGAUGUGAGGCAGUGACACGGCCUUGCUAUGAGCAGUGUUGGUGACCGAGUGAGUGUUUCACGCCACGAGCGACAGUGACAUUGGUCGGGAAUGUGACGAGCACACGGGAGUGACAAUCGACGCACCUCUCGCCUUUCGUCCUCAAACAUGUUGGGCGUCGAGUCCAAACCCAAUGACACAGACAGAUUCAAAUCGGAUAGCCAUGAGAAAGCGCUGGAGAAGCUGGGUUUCCGGGGCGUGUUCGGCGGCGGUUUGGGCGGAGCGCUGGGCGGCCUGGGUGCCAGCCUGGGCGCCGCGCUGUCCAUGAGCACCGGCGACCGAGGCAGCGUGGGCGUGGGCGGCGCCGUGGGCCUGAGGGACGCCACCGUGACCUCGGGCGUGGGCGUGGGGCUCGGCGACGUGCGGCUGGGGCGUGAGAAGGAGGGCGGCCUGGAGCUGGUGAAGCCGUCGCUCGUCCUCGACAUCGCCUCGCUCAUCCUGUACGGGUGCCAGGCGCUGCCCAUCCGCCUCAAGAUCCUCCUCGACCGCCUCUUCUCGGUCCUCACCCACGAGGACGUCCUCCAGGUGCUGCACGGCUUCGGCUGGACCUACGAGGACUACGCGCGGGGAUACAAGUUGCAGCCGACUGUCAAUCCCGAGAGAUGA
Molecule: messenger RNA, 986 nt
Organism: Penaeus indicus
Lineage: Eukaryota; Metazoa; Arthropoda; Malacostraca; Decapoda; Penaeidae
Exons: 3
Coding region: 489-986 (165 amino acids)
Biological process (GO): regulation of DNA-templated transcription
Cellular component (GO): nucleus
Source: RefSeq, a predicted model, not a curated record